AGACGUUGUAGUAGUCUAGGAGCUCGGCAUGGCGGUCCCUGCGGCAGCCAUGGGCCCCUCGGCGCUGAGCCAGAGCGGUCCCGGCUCAAUGGCUCCCUGGUGCUCAGUGACCAGCGGCCCGUCGCGCUAUGUGCUCGGGAUGCAGGAGCUGUUCCGGGGCCACAGCAAGACGCGCGAGUUCCCAGCGCACAGCGCCAAGGUGCACUCAGUGGCCUGGAGCUGCGACGGGCGCCGCCUGGCCUCGGGGUCCUUUGACAAGACGGCCAGUGUCUUUUUGCUGGAGAAGGACCGGUUGGUCAAAGAAAACAAUUAUCGGGGACAUGGGGAUAGUGUGGACCAGCUUUGUUGGCAUCCAAGUAAUCCUGACCUCUUUGUCACUGCGUCUGGAGAUAAAACCAUUCGCAUUUGGGAUGUGAGGACUACAAAAUGCAUUGCCACUGUGAACACUAAAGGAGAGAAUAUUAAUAUCUGCUGGAGUCCUGAUGGACAGACCAUUGCUGUAGGCAACAAGGAUGAUGUGGUGACCUUCAUAGAUGCCAAGACACACCGUUCUAAAGCAGAGGAGCAGUUCAAGUUUGAGGUCAACGAAAUCUCCUGGAACAAUGACAAUAACAUGUUCUUUCUGACAAAUGGCAAUGGUUGUAUCAACAUCCUCAGUUACCCGGAGCUGAAACCUGUGCAGUCCAUCAACGCCCAUCCUUCCAAUUGCAUCUGUAUCAAGUUUGACCCCAUGGGGAAGUACUUCGCCACAGGAAGUGCAGAUGCUUUGGUCAGCCUUUGGGAUGUGGAUGAGUUGGUAUGUGUGCGGUGCUUUUCCAGGCUGGAUUGGCCUGUGAGGACCCUCAGUUUUAGCCAUGAUGGGAAAAUGCUGGCCUCAGCAUCAGAAGAUCAUUUCAUUGACAUUGCUGAAGUAGAGACUGGAGACAAGCUGUGGGAGGUGCAGUGUGAGUCCCCGACCUUCACCGUGGCUUGGCACCCCAAACGGCCACUGCUGGCGUUUGCCUGUGAUGACAAAGAUGGCAAAUAUGACAGUAGUCGGGAAGCAGGAACUGUGAAGCUAUUUGGGCUUCCUAAUGAUUCCUAAUAGGAGACCCUGGCAGAGGCCUUCGUUUGUGUGGGAGAUGUUGCAGUCUUGCAUUUUUAAAAAACCCCAGAAAUAGCUUAAAGAUUACUAUAAUUCUGUCGUUUAAUGUCCUAAUGAAGAACUCUGUCAAAUGCAGGGACAAAGCAUGAAGUGCAUGGGUUAUAGCAAUCCUUCUAAGUUGUGUUAAAUAUCUAUGUAUGUAUACUUUCUUCAUUCCACAAAAGAUUUGAAGUGGCUUAUGACAAGCACUGAGUGAAAAAAAUAUAUAAAUGAGAAAUGCAAAAUCAGAGUAAGGUAAAUAUAAAUUAGAAUAGAAAGUUAAGACAGGGGAAAAGAAAUAGAAUAUACAAAGAAUGAAGGCCUACUUGAAUGACUGAACUAAAAAUUGGCUCUUAGCUCCCUGGUGGCAAAGUGAAGAGGGAGCUGAAUCAGUUCUCUUAUUCUUAGUUUUCAAAAGAAAAACAUGCCAGCUUCUUAGGGAAAGCAAAGCUUUUUUUUUGUUUCUUUAUUCAAGAAAUUGUGGGUUUACAGAACAAUCAUGCAUAAAAUAUAGAAUUCCCAUACACCACAGCUAUUAACAACUUGUAUUGAUGUGGAACAUUUGGUGCAAUUAAUGAUAGCACAUUUUUAUAAUUGUUCUAUUAACCAUAGUCAAUGGUUUAGAAAGCAAAGCUUUUGUUACCUCUUACCUCAAAAAGAAAUGGCCUAUAUAGGGGAUUGUUACAUAUAAAUAAUAUAUUGAUUUGUAUUGUAUUUUAAUGUAAUCUGGCAUAAAAAAGGUAAACAAAAUAGAAAUAUGCCCAAGUAAGUGAUGUUUAUAGAAAAUUUUGGGAAAAGCAGGUAAGUAAAAAGAAAACAAUACUGCUAACACCAAGAAAUACCCACUAUUAGCAUUUUGAUAUGUAUCUUCCCAAGAGUUUUCUGUGCUCAUGUUUAUGUAUAAAAAUAUAUGUUUACCUUCAUAAACUCUGGAGAAGAAGACAAAGCAAUAUGGUAAGAUACAUCAUGCACGUUGCUCAGCCCAGUUUUGGUCAGUAUUGUAAAUAAAUUAUAAUAGAUAUUUUUAGCUCUUGGGCAUUCUCUUUGAGUCUGGUACUGUAAAAAGCAUUUUCUAUCAGCUGCCUCUCAGUUUUUGUGACAGACCUCUGACAUUGGGUAUUAACCUCUAUUUUAUGACCUCAAGGAGUUUAAGUAAUUCAUUGUUACUCUCUAAGUAACAACAUUUAGAUCCAGGUUUACUUCAAGACCCAUCUGGCUUUUAUUAACAAUGGGUUACUUGGACUGUACAAAUAUUGCCAUUCCCAUUUUACAGAUGAGUAAGCCCUUGGUCUGAGAUGUUGACUGUUGCUCCAGAUUAGUGAGUGGUUAAUGGAGCCAGGUCUUCACGCUCAGUAGUGUUUUCUCCAGCCCCAAGAACAGCCUCUGCUUCCUGCCUUCCCUGAAGAAUGGUUUUUUUCAAUUAUAAAUCAACUUACCACUUCAUUAUCUCAGCUGCUCAGUGUUCAUAACACUGAGAAUAAACUUGGACAUGUGCUUUCUUG
Messenger RNA from Choloepus didactylus (southern two-toed sloth), 2625 nucleotides. It is a transcript of the gene THOC3, whose product is annotated as THO complex 3. The transcript has 7 exons. The record is from RefSeq and is a predicted model, not a curated record. Gene Ontology annotation, biological process: mRNA export from nucleus. The coding region runs from base 29 to 1084 and encodes 351 amino acids. NCBI's taxonomy places the organism in Eukaryota, Metazoa, Chordata, Mammalia, Pilosa, Megalonychidae. Gene Ontology annotation, molecular function: protein binding. Gene Ontology annotation, cellular component: THO complex part of transcription export complex.